This is a messenger RNA of Moneuplotes crassus, 993 nucleotides long. The record is from the annotation of a GenBank genome assembly. NCBI's taxonomy places the organism in Eukaryota, Ciliophora, Spirotrichea, Euplotida, Euplotidae.
AUGAGGCCUCUGCUAGCUAAGCUGCUAAAGAAAGACAAAAUCGUCAUCAGGAAGAGUGAUAAUGAUAUCGACAGGUUCAGGAAACUUAAGCUCAAGCAGAAAGCUUAUGAAAAUUAUGUUAAAAAUGCUCCAAAGAAUGAACGGAUAGCUGACAUUGAUCCUCUAAUGCUCAAAAAUUACAAUCACGACAGAAACGAGCUCUUUAUAGACGCUCCUCAUCUUUUUAAGAGGAAGAACUAUUCUAAGAGCUGGUUUUAUUAUAUGCCACCGAUGAGGAAUGAUAAGAAGUUUGAAGUCAAUAAUAAGAGAAGAGUUAUUCAAAUACUGGUAUUCCUUUCAGCUCUUGGUAUUGGAUACACAAUAGGACUUAGACAUUCCAGUCCUAAGAAUAUGAGAGAGCAUGUAGAAGAGCUCGUGCUAGAGGAGCAAUUGUAUUAUCAUCUUAAAGGAUCAAAUGAUCCAGAAAAUCCAAGAAAGCCAAGACCUGUUUUUCUGACAUAUUAUUGCCCAGGAGAAUUAACAUCUAUUAACUAUAUGAUAGAGGUUGGUAAAGCAGCAGAAAAGCAUGGAAUUGAUCCUGAAGGAGUCAAAUUCAUGUAUGUAAAUUCUAAAACAAAUAUCAACUUUUUCUUGCAAAAGGAGACAAAAUCUAAGGGUCAGACAUGGGUUACUUACUCAGAGCUCAUACUCCCUCAUCAAGAAGAGGAGCAAAAAGAAGAACUUGAUAUCUCGAAUGCUCCAUUUUUACAAAAGAUGGCAAAGGAUAACAAUAUCAAAAUACCAGAGGAAGAAAAGAGCUCCUCCAAGAAGGAAGAUAAAGGUUUGAAAAAGAUUAAAUUUGAGACUUACGAAAGCUUCAAAGCCAGAAGUGUUGAAGGUAUCGAGGCCGUGUUGAUGGAACAUGGACUACUUGACCCUGUUUACAACCCUAACUCUAUCAUUUCAGACAGCAUAGAUUAUAAUAAGUUAGCAGAAUAAUAGAUUAUUGGUGAC